Molecule: messenger RNA, 1356 nt
Organism: Fomitopsis serialis
Lineage: Eukaryota; Fungi; Basidiomycota; Agaricomycetes; Polyporales; Fomitopsidaceae
Product: O-methyltransferase-domain-containing protein
Exons: 5
Coding region: 1-1356 (451 amino acids)
Molecular function (GO): O-methyltransferase activity
Source: RefSeq, a predicted model, not a curated record
AUGUCCUCAGCCACAACAAGGGUGCAGACUCUGCGCGGUCUGAUUCAGCUCCUCGUGAACACGUCCGAGCUGGUCAUCAAGGAAUGGGAAACGGAGGAACAGCAGCCAGCCACCCACGAGUCCCAGGUAAUCCCUGCUAGUGGGUUGCCUCCGCACGAGCUUUUCGAGGCGCAGCGCGUCAUUCGCGCGGCAUGUGGCAUGUGGAUGGAUUUAGUCGAAGAUCCUCGUAUACGCCUGCUGGAGAUCUCGCUAUCCUACGCAUUUUCCCAGGCUCUCGAUACCACCGUGCGCGCUGGUGUCCCCGACAUACUAGCGGAGGCAGAGUCGCCCAGUGACGGGAUCUCAGCUGCGGAACUCUGCCGACGUACGGGGAUCGAUGAGCACAAGCUUGUGAGGCUGAUGCGGAUGCUCUGUAACGGUGGCAUCUACAACGAGGUCAAACCCUUGCAAUUCAGUAACACGCGUGUCAGUCGCGUUCUCGCGGAUAAUGCAGCCGCAAAAGCAUGCAGCAGUGUCUACAGCACAAAGCUGAUCGUCGAGGCUGUUGAGCACUUGCCUGCAACGUUGCUUGACCCCGAGAUGACCUACUCUACGUCCCCCAAGGAGACCGCAUUUCAAAAGGCACACAAGACAACGGGGACGCUGUGGGACUAUAUCGAGAAGGGAGACACGUCUGACCCUGCCGUUCUGGAAGUCCGUGAGAUGUUUCCGUUGGCCAUGGUUGGUGAAGGCCAGAUGUGCUCACCGUCGCUCAUCGCCGACUUCCCGUGGGGAGAUCUUGGCGAAGCUACCGUCGUAGAUGUCGGGGGCGGCGUAGGCAGUAUGUGCCUUGAACUCGCCAAGAUGUUUCCUCGUCUUCGCUUUGUGGUCGAGGAUCUCCCGGUCUCCAUCGAGAAAGCGAAGUCGAUCUGGAACACCGAGGUCCCAGGUGCUAUCGAGGCCGGGCGCACGCAGCUCAUCACACACGACUUCUUCCACGAACAGCCCGUGAAGAACGCAGCGGUGUAUUUUCUGCGUUAUAUCCUACACGACUGGCCGGACGACGCAUGCGUCCUGAUCCUGAGCGAGUUACGAGAGGCCAUGGGCUCGGACUCACGUAUCCUCGUCGCGGAUAUGAUCAUCCAUCCUCCUCUCGGCUCGAGACACCUCAAGUCCGCUCCAGCGCCCCUCCCCGCGAACUACGGUCGUGCGGACGCAUUCAAGAGCAUGCACGACAUGGUGAUGCUCUCCGUGUUCAACGGUAGCGAGCGAACCCCUGGACAGCUUGGUGUGAUUGCGGAAAGAGCGGGGCUUACGAUAGAGAAGAUAUGGGAGUGUCGGGGGCCCGUUAGCAUCACUGAGUUGCGACUACUGUAA